UUGGGUCUUGGGGUUCUAGAACCAGUACCAGAACCAAUCGAAAUUCUGUCCUUAACUCAAAAUAAUAUAUAAAGGGCACAAACAACAUCUUCCAUUUUUCUUUCACCACCCUGAUUUUUCUUCCUCUCCUCUCUCUCUCUCUCUCUCUCUCUGAAAACCCUAAUUACAGCUGUGCCGUUUAUCUCUCUCCUUGUCUCAACGGAGACAAAUUUAGCAAUAAGAUCAGAUGGAGUGGUCAUUCUCUCUGUGUGCAGAGUAAUUGUCAUUUCAGUGUAAAAGGGUAUAUCGGAAGCAGACCAAUGGAGGCUAACAUAUGUGAUGUCAAUCAUUUGGAUGCCGAUGUCUUAUUGCCUCCACGAAAGCGUCUGCUUGCUGGAUUGAAGAAACAGAGUCCGGAUGGUGAUGGAUCUUCAUGGCUGUCUCUAGUUGCUUCUUCAGCUUCAGCAUCAGCUUCGGCAUCUGCAUCUUCCUCUUCAUCGCCUUCUUCAAGUGAAUUUAACACACGUCUUAACAAUAUAUUGAGUUCUCAUAACCCUAACCUUUCACCUGAGGAGCUGGUAGAGAUCUCAAAUUUAGCUGCUGCUGCUGCAGCUAAGGCUGCAGAGGAUGCAAGAGCUGCAGCUGAAGAGAAAGCUGGCAUAGCUGCAAAGGCUGUGGCUGCAGCCAAGAGUGCUUUAGAAUUGGUUGCCUCUUUUUCUGAAGAUGUAGGCUGCAAGGAAAAAUACCUGAAAAAGAACAAGCUCAAGAAGCAUGUUCCAGUUCAGCUUUUGUACAAAAAAUACCAACCAAUUGAGAAUUGCAAGAAAGAUGAAGAGUUGGCCCGAAAGUUGCAUAGAGCUAUAAAUAGCUCACCGAGAAUCUCAAAGAAUUCAUCAAGUACUGACUCGAAAGGUCAUAAACACAAGAAGCCUAAAAUCAUGCACAGUUCUGAGAAAGUUAGGGUUUCCAAUGGGGGUAUUGAGUUGGAACAAAACCCUGAACCUGCUUGCAAUGGACAUGCAGUAGCAGGUAAGGUCAAUGUUGAAGGCACCAUUCUAGAGUUGUACAAAAACAAAGCCGAAGAAAAAGCUUAUAGACAUGAUAAAGCUGGUCGAUUGGAGAUGGAUAAUGGGGAAGCAGAAUCAAGUCAGAUGAAGGAAAAAAGUUGGGAUGAUGUGUGUACUAGUGGUAAAAAGAGGGGAAGGGUGAAGCUAAAAAAGUUGCCUUUAAGCAUUUGCACCUUCAGGGAUCAAGCAAAUCCCAAAGAAGAAAUGGAUGCAAGAGGCUCUCCAUUGACUGUCGUGAACAGGGGCAAUCCUACUGCUGGAAAGAAGCCUUUGUUUCCUGUGGAGUCUUCUGCUGAUAGUAUGCUGCCAAUUGAGGCCACACCAGUGUGGAAAUACCAGGAUUUCAAGGCGCCUGCGUGUGUGAAACAAAAUAAAGUCAUGCAGUCAUAAUAUUGCUGAAUUGAUAUUUUGUGACAGGUGGCUAUAAGAUAGAAUGGGAUAGCUGAGGUAGGAUUCACGAUGUUCUUCGCUUCUUAUAGAAACGGCCCUUAUUUUGAUUUAUCUUUUUGCUCCUUUUGGUUUUGUAAUGAACUUGGAACUGACUACAUGUAAAUUUAGAUGUUAAAUUGCUGCUUGCGUCCGU
Messenger RNA from Prunus avium (sweet cherry), 1629 nucleotides. RefSeq names its product PHD finger-like protein. NCBI's taxonomy places the organism in Eukaryota, Viridiplantae, Streptophyta, Magnoliopsida, Rosales, Rosaceae. The record is from RefSeq and is a predicted model, not a curated record.